AUGACUCUGCUUUCCAUUGGCUACCUACUCGAGACACCCGGCUGCUCGUUCCCGCUGUAUAACCCUUAUCAUUGGUCGGUCUCUUAUCGCUGGGAGAGAGUCAACGCUACCAAUGUCACGUAUGAGGAGAUAUGCUCAGCCCGAAACCGCACGGUGAUCUUGCAGGAAGGGGGCAAGUUCAGCUUGGACUCUAUUGGCCUUCUCCUAGCUUACAACGCUACAGUCCAAGGUACCAAGUGUUACUACCACGUUGUCUCCAGAGACGAAACCGCUUACAUACCGGACACAAAGCCUAUUCUGGGCCCAGCUCGUUCGCUGCCCUUCGGUGAACCGAUUGACGCAGAGUACGUGCAAGUGUCGUGCGAAGCUCGCGGGAAGCUGCUUUUCACCGAAUACUUUCUAAUUCCUCAGCCGAAGCAAGCAGUGCCAGACGCUGACGAACCGCAGGCGGAUGGUGCUGCAAGUACUCGCCAGAUGAGUGUCCUACUCCUAGGAAUAGAUUCGACCUCCAGGAUAAACUUCAACCGCCUCAUGAAGAAGACCCGCAAGUACAUCAUUGAGGAACUCAACGCUUUCGAACUGCUCGGCUUUAACAAAGUCGGCGACAGCUCGUUUCCAAAUCAGCUUCCGCUUCUCUCAGGAUUCUCUGGUCCUGACGCCGAGAGUUUGUUCAAGCGCUACAGCUUUGAUACGUUCCCUCUUCUGUGGAAUACGUUUAGGCUUGAGGGUUACACAACGCUGUUCCUUGAAGAAAUGCCGUAUUACGGUCUCUUCACCUACCCUAAUUAUUUAGGAUUUAACCGACCACCAACUGAUUACUACCCUGAACCUGUCUUGCGGAUGAUGGACGAGAAAGGAGGCAACGACCGUUUUUGCGUGGGCUCCCGCUUGAAGACGAAAGUCCUGAUCAGAUACCUGGCUGAUGUAUUGAAGAUGAACGUCAACCGGAGCAUGUUCUCGUACGUCUGGCUUUCCGACGUGACCCACAAUAACCUGAAAGGAAUCAAGGUCAUCGAUCAACCGCUCGAAGAAUUUUUCAGGCAACUUUCAGACGCCGGCAUCUUCGAAAACACCGCGGUACUUUUUCUCAGCGACCACGGAAACCGUAUCGGCCCAUACAGAAUGUCCGAAAUAGGUCGACACGAAGACAAGACACCCUUUUGUUUUCUCAUACUACCCAGGCGCUUUCUGCAAGAGUAUCCGGAAGCGGUAGUUCAGUUGGAAGUAAACCAGCGGCGUCUGGUCACUCACUACGACCUUCACGCUACGAUGCUCAGCCUAUCCAAGCUGCCUGCGUUCAACCCGGAGCCAACAAACAAGGGCCUGAACGUGUUCACUGUGAUACCGCCGGAAAGGACGUGCGCCGACGCGUUCAUAGCUCCCGAGUUCUGCGCUUGCACGGGUACCACGGGUGAGACUCCGGACCCAGGAGUCAUGCUGUCGUUCUCCCGUUACUCUGUGUCCUACAUCAACGCGCUGGCGAUGCUCCACUUUCCGGGCAAGUGCAUCGAGUGGCAGCUCGAGAGCGUGGAUGAGGCGUCCGCUCUAGGUGGCCGCGUCGCCGGCAAGCUCCUGCUCCGCGUGCAGGUGACUCUGACGCCGACGGCACACUUUGAAGUGUACGGGACGCUGCGCAAUGCGUCUUUAGAUGACAAGCACGUAGACUUCGUUCAGAGGUUGGACAAGUACAGCAAUGGGACCACGUGUUUGCCCAACAGCGCCUGGCAGAAAGUCUGCAUGUGCAAGCCCGAGCUGUUGAACAUUUCGUCGACGUUUCAGUCACCUGAUUCCGCUAGUCUCGAUGAUAUGGCUGGAAGUUGA
Messenger RNA from Dermacentor silvarum, 1821 nucleotides. RefSeq lists its product as uncharacterized. The transcript has a single exon. Bases 1 to 1821 code for a protein of 606 amino acids. The record is from RefSeq and is a predicted model, not a curated record. NCBI's taxonomy places the organism in Eukaryota, Metazoa, Arthropoda, Arachnida, Ixodida, Ixodidae.